Molecule: messenger RNA, 2324 nt
Organism: Chilo suppressalis (striped riceborer)
Lineage: Eukaryota; Metazoa; Arthropoda; Insecta; Lepidoptera; Crambidae
Source: the annotation of a GenBank genome assembly
GACCGCACGCCGGGUCGUGAACACGCUGUGUCCGCCCGAGCAUUCGCGUCCCGAAUAUUUGCAACAUCGAUAUUGGCGAAUAAACGUGAUGUCGUUAUUAAUUCGAUGCUCGAUAUUCUAACGAAGAUUUGCAUCGAAAUUGGUUGGAGAUAAAGCGGGGUGAACGGUGUAUAACAAAUUGAGUGGUGUAUAAUGAGAUUUUUUUUUGUGUAUGGGAUGUGAAAUUUCCGAUCGGCUUAUUAGAUUCGGGGAUCGAAAGCCGCAGCAACGUCCAGGUUCCAGUGUAGUAUCUUACGGAUUAGUACAGACGGAUACAAAUUAAUUGAGUGAAAUAAAGUAGAAUUCGUGGUGAAUCGUUUCGCAAAUUUCCACAACCAAAAAGCUACGAUGAAGUCAAAUAUACAAUCAUAAAUACAUUACUACAGCAAAUAAGGAAAGGGUAGCAAAUAAAUUAAAGUAAUUCGUUAUUUAAACUAAUUUAAUCACAAUGAUAAUAAGAUAUAAUAAACUUAAGCUAUAGUGUUCAGCUAAAACAGGGAUUUAAUGAAAAUAAAACCUCAAGAACUAUUAUGCAUUCAAAGGAGAAAUAUAAAAAAGAAAUUCGUCCACGUAAUAUCCUCUUUCUGAAGCAAUCAGCCUGAGCUUAAAAGCUCUGGCAACAUUUAGAAAUGAGAUGACAAGACUCGAUUCAUAUGAAUUAUGAAUGUUAUUAUGAUCAAUGCGUAAAUUAUAUUAUUAAAAAAGAAAGUGACUUUGCAAAGCUUGUUUAAAUAUGUGAACAGUUGACAUGAUAAUAAUAAGCGCUGUUAAGCGUGAAUUUCAUUAGAAAACUUUUGAUAAAUGCUCGGUGAUGGUAUAAAUUCUGUGCUAAAUAAUGAAUAAAGUGAUACAGUGAUACAAACUUUAGAAUUGUCCAAGUGAGAAGACAAAUAUAAUAGUGCACAAAAUGACUGCUAUGAUACAGAUCGUUAUUGUUUGCGUUAUCCUGCUGUUCAUUGGCGCAGCGAACACGCUGAAGUCUUUACAAAUCCACGCGCCCCGAGCGGUUCUCACGGGCAAGAGCGCCGAGCUGGUCUGCACGUACGAGCUGGAGGGCGCCCAGCUGUACUCCAUACGGUGGUACCGGAACAUGAUGGAGUUCUACAGAUACGUGCCCAAGGAAUCACCCGCGACAAAGGUCUUCCCAGUCGCGGAAAUCAAAGUUGACGUGGCGGGAUCAGACCAGAACAGGGUGAUACUCACAGAGGUAGAUAGGACCUUGACGGGGGAGUACCAGUGUGAAGUAUCCGCUGACGCGCCACUGUUCCAUACAGACAUUAAGUCAGCGGAGAUGGUGGUCGUUGAACCGCCAUUGGUGGGUCCAAAUGUGACGUCAGAUCGUAUGACGUACGUUGGCGGUGAUCACAUAAGGGCGAAUUGCUCUUCCCCUCCUUCGCUGCCAGCUGCCAACAUCACGUGGUACGUCAACGAGCAAAUGGUACCUGGAUUCACUGCUAACCAUGUAACCAACUUCAGCAACGGCUACGCGUCCAGUCUAGCAACCUUGGAGCUGGAAGCAGCCGUGCUAUCGCCAGUGCCUACACUUAUGAUACGGUGCGAAGCUUCCAUAUUUGAUGUAUGGAAAGCAACAAGCCAUACCAUAGUAUUGAGGGAAAGAAGUGCAAGUCCAGCUUCAGCUCUAGGCAGAAGUUUCACAGGGGCAGCGACAGAAACUUGCAUACCGACGAUACUGGUCGUUCUAUUACAAGUGCUCCUACAAUUCCUGUUAGGCAGUUACACCGAAACUUCUAUAAGAUAGUUCAACUGAAGUGAGUAGUUAUUGUAACACAGUAAGUUAUAUACGUACUCAGGGUUAUAAGCGAUUUCUUCGAGAUUUCUAUAAUAAGUAAAGUUAGUGGCCUAAUAAGGAUCCUUGUGGAAUAACCCCAAAGUUUGUUAAGAACGUUAUGGAAGUAACGAGUAAUUUGAUGUUGAAUCGUUUCAUCUGAAUUGUUAUAUACAUUUUUUAUAUUAUUUCUAAUAUUAUCACGAAAAAAGGUUAUAAUGAUAUAUUAUUGUUAACGGAAUAUGAGAAAAUGGUAUGAUUAGAGGAAACAGUUCUAAACGCCUUUUAAAAGUUCGCCACCAUUUUUUGGUAAGUUUGACAUCAGACAACUUAUUUGUGGUAGGUACUGAAAAUACAUGAUCUUUUUUUUCUUCAUUUCAUUAUUUUUUCAUUAGUGAUUCCGAAUAUUAUUACAACCAGUAUUAUAAAAAGUUUGAGAGAGAUAUGUUUCUUAGAUAUAACAAUAAAUUGUAAAAAGUUAAGUUAAAAAAUAAAAAUG